Messenger RNA from Kogia breviceps (pygmy sperm whale), 8629 nucleotides. The record is from RefSeq and is a predicted model, not a curated record. NCBI's taxonomy places the organism in Eukaryota, Metazoa, Chordata, Mammalia, Artiodactyla, Physeteridae.
GGCCGCGCCGGGUAGCGUUUCUUUCUAGUGCCCGAGGCAGCUCUGGCUUGGAGAGUGAUUCGUCAGCUCCACGGGGACCUCUGUGCACGGAUGGACCCGCCCGGACCCGGCGGGAAGCGGCCUGGCAGGCGGCGGCCCCGGCGGCGUCAGCAGAGGCAGGACAGGGCCGAGGUCGUGGGUCCCUGAGACGCGCGGGCUCACCGCGCCCGGCGGCGGCACCAUGAUGCCGGGCGAGACCCACUCGGCGGCGCCCGGGACGGCGGCGGACCUCUCGCGCUGUCAGGGCUGCGCUUCCCUGCAGCAGAAUUUAAAUGAAUAUGUUGAAGCAUUAAUUACCCUGAAGCAAAAAAUUAUCAAUACAGAUAAUUUGUUGACAGAAUAUCAGAAGAAAUGUGAUGAGCUGCAGUUUGCAAGAAGAGAGAAUAUUACUCUGCAUCACCAAGUGGAACAGAUGCUUCAAAAAAUUUCUCCUCUGCAGAAGUGUCAGGAAGAACUGGGAUCUUUAAAAGCAGAGUUAGAAGAGAAAAAGAGUUCUCUGAAGCUGUAUCAGGAUACUCAUCAGGAAUAUGCUCGUGUGAAAGAAGAAUGCUUGAAAACUGAUGCUCAGAAGAAGAAACUAGAAGCCAAGGUGAAGAAGCUGGAAGAGGCUGCUGUCAAGCAAACUCAGGACUUCAAGCAACUAAGGAAUGAAAAGAAAAUACUUGAAAAGGAAUUUAGGAAGACACAGGAAAAGCUUGAUGAAUUUUCUAAACAGAAACAUGAAAAGGAGUUGAGACAUAUUGGAACACAAAUUUCAAGUGAUUCUUACGGAAGCAUCGAUAAAAGAAAAGUAAAACUACUUCUGAAGGAACUCUGGCUCUGUAUAAACACAACACACAGACUACCUGGUGAAGGCAGCAGAUGUGUCCCAGAAAAACCUGCCGAAGAAAACCCCAGAUCCUUAGAGUCCAGGGAAGAUGGUGUGCCCCGUGCAGCAGGGGGCAGCCCUCUCAGGACCUCAGCCGUGCAGACGUGCCUGGCAGAGCUGUCCAUGGAGAUAGAGGGUGACUUCUCUGCGUGUGAGGACGCGGGGAGAGAGAGGCCGGGUGGCGCAGCUUGCCGUGACGAUGGUGUCUUUAAAGAAGACCGGGAUCCUGAGGCUGUAACGCAGAAGAAUGAGGAUGAGCGUGCGGACUUUUCUGCUCGUGAUCAUUCUUUUGACGAAGAUCUUCAGGCUGCCGUCGACUUCUUCAAGCUGCCCCCUCCUCUUCUGUCCCCGGUGCCCUCACCCCCUCUGCUGUCGUCCCCACACCUGGGUGCAUUUCCCUCCUCACUCUCACCUGAAAUCUACUUCGGAGAGUGUACAGAUUCCAGUGAUCAUGACUCGGCCCAACGUAGGGAUUCUGAGCCUGUUUCAGAAGGUGAUACACCUCAAUUGCUGGAUUGUUUUAGCUCACCUGGGAAAAGUAAAGGAACUGGGACAUGGGAGGAAAAGCUCCAGCCGCACGAAGCCACCCAAGCUCUAAAUACAUUGGAAGUCAGUGAGGUGACAGCGGUUGGGUUUGGGACAUUUACAGCAAACCUGAGAGAAGCUGCAGCAACGUUCCCCUCCGCGCACGAGAAACACUGGACGCCGUCGUCUGAGUUUGUGAGCCAGGGAGAAAAAGCUGCUUUGGAUGAGGCACGAAGACAAAGAGAGGUUCGGGAGAUGGAUGGGUCGGUGCAGACGGAGAAGACACGUCCUAAACCCACGGGCAGCGGGCGUGUUGAGAAGCUGCCGAGCAGCCUGGCUCUAGAGGAGGGCAUGGCCCUCGGGACGUCAGACUCGUGUCAUCCUCCCCUGGGCCCGUGGCCAUCGAAUGAGCCCAGCACACCUGAAGGAAAAACCCUAGUGUCCAGAAUGAUAGGAUCACCCAAAUUAGAGGCGACCAAGUGGACACUGACUGAUGGAGUCACUUCGGCGUCAGGUCGUCUGUCCACUUCCGGUCAUUUUCAGGCAACGUCUGGAGAAUUGGAGAAUGAAAGAGAAGCGGUGCGCGGCUUCCUUUCGGGAGACCCCUCUGCCCCAGGGGCACCAGGGGCCGCGCUGGUUGCUGCAGUGCUCGGUCUGCGAGAGGAGUUGUCUUCCCCCGUGGCCUCGGGAGCCUCAUCUCUCUGCGGUCACCCCCGGUCUCCCUCUGGGUUGGAGGAUGACGCUGAAAUAUCUGUUCCUACUGGAGUAGGCCCUCCCGAACUGCAUCGUUUGGAGCAGACAUCACAAGCUGCCACGCUCACCAUGGUAGAUGUGCUUUCUGAGCCCCCGGAGUGUUCCGUAGCCGUAGGAGAAGGCCAACUGGAGAACAGCUUACGUGCUCUGAGCCCAGUGUCGGGGGCUUCCGAUUCUGACGGUCAGAGGGGCAGCGAGGUGGGGUGUACGACCCUUGUGAAGGGCGUGAACGAUAUCUGCUCGCUCCUGCAGUCAGGAUUCUUGGGAGCCGCCAGAGGCGGGCUGGGUGAAAGGCCAGGUCUGGGGGUCGAGCUCACGCCGAGUCGGUCAGAUCUCACAUCGGCGGCAGGGCCUCAGUCUGGCUUGAUCGGGAGUGGCUUUGGCUUUGGUAAAAGCACUUCGUGGCACCACAGUGAUCUGUUACGGCGAAGGGGCGAAGAAAGGCUGGGACCUCAACCUGAACGUGAACAGGAGGCGGCAGCGUCCUCAGAAAGUAGAGGAUCAGCGUCCGAGCCCGAAGGUGCUGGAGAGGGUAACAGUCCUGCGGGGUUCAGGGCGCCUGCGUCCUUGUUGCCUAACCAGGUGUCUGUUAUCACCAAGCAGGCGCGGCCUGAAGCCGUGCAGGACGCACGAUGGCAACCCUCGAGACUGUCUAGCAGGGACCCCCGCUUAGUGACAGACGUUGAUAAUGGGGCUGGUCGGACACCAUCUGGAGCGAGAUGCGGGGAGAUAGCGCACACAGCACCGAGAAGCAGGGAGGCGGCUGCUACAGAGAGCGCUGCCCCGGGAGUUUCCUCCCCCUGGAGAAAAUCAGACUUUGAUUCUCCAGGGGGUUCUUUACCAGUAGAAAGUGCCCAUUAUCCCACAGGUAGUACCUUAUCUUUCUCUUCUGACAGCAUCCUGGUCGCAAGCCAGGACGCUGUGACGGAAGCCGCAGCGCAGGAAGAAGUGCAGAAGCAGAGCCUGUGUCUUCCUGCCACAAAUGUGGACACGUCCAGGCUGGAUGUGGAAGAACUUCCAGGCACGGAGGUGACGCUGUCAAGAGGUUUUCCUGUUGGAGACACAGUCGGAGCCUCUGGGGAGGCCCUGGCCGUUACAAAGGACCCGUCUGUUGUACAGCACGGCCCGAAGGAGCAUCCGCAGCUGCCGUCUCACACUCCUGGGGGUGCUUCUCCUGAAGCUCCAGACACCACGGAGACUGCUUCUUCACCAGUGCCUGGCAGCAGAGAUGAGGAGCAACGUGCUGUCCCGCAAAGCAGCCUCCCUGGUGCCCUGUGCUGCUACACGGGCAUCCGCGAGGCAGGUGGAGGUGACACUGAGGUAGAAGAGGGUGACGCCCCGAGCUGCAGCGAGGGAGAGAACGAUCCCGAAGCCGGGCUGGAGGACGGCCUGCAGAGUGCCGGCGGGGCCUCCGCAAGAGGCGUGGGGGCUGCCAGCGCCGCUGCGGCCGAGACCAGACCUUCUGUCGAGGUGGGGCGCCUGACCUCGGCUCUGCGGGACUGUAGCCUCAGUGCGCUCUCCGAGACAGAUGGGCUUUCCACGUCCGAGGUCGUGACGUUUCUUGAAAGUUGUCAGUUAAGAGAUUAUAGUUCAGGGGACUCUGUUUCAGACUGUUCUAGCAAAGGAACCCUAAAUAAAGGGAUGAACAAGGAAUUCAAGCAAAGUGAACCCUCAGGAGAAAAGUGCAGAAAGCAAGUGUGCGAAGAGGAAACACUAGAAGCCUCCGAGGAGUGCCUCGGCUCCUCGGAGGAAGAGGGCUGCCCGUUAAGGAGCGUGAGGCAGCUUGCACGGUGCUCCUUGGAGACGCCGCCCGGGGCGCUCACCAGGGUCCGCCAGGAGCUGCAGGCCGGCCGGGAAGACGCCGGCGGGAAGGAUGCUGGAGAGUCACAGCUCCUAAGCGCACCUGACAGCGCGACGGCGGAGCGUGAGAAAGAGCACGUUCUGCCUCUGGAAGCGGCCGGCUCCUCUUCACCCACGCCGACGGCCGCGGUGGGUGCUAAGGAAGAGGUCUCGUCCGAGCCCCCGGAACCCUCGCCCCUGGGCGCUGCCCCGGGAGUGGGGCCGGGGGAAGUGGCGUUUCAGUGUCAGAUCUCUACAGUGACCUCCGAGGUUAUAAAUGUGCUGGUAAAUAAGGAUCAGAAUCUAGUCAUUGAGAAAGGGGACAACUGGACCAUCAUCAACGGGGUGGCUCUCAUGCCAGACGUGGACCAGCUUAUCCUGUGUGACGCCCCCGAAGACGCCCCCGUUUCCCCGGAUCCAGAAGGGCUGGCAGCUGGUUUCAUGCCAGUUCCUUCCGUGGAGAAGUCCCCGGAGACCGGUCACCCUGGCCCUCCUUCUCAGGAGCCCCAGGGUGGCAGUGGUGUGGCCGGAACCCAGAGCGAUAUUGCAGGCAGCGAUCAGAGUACUAACUUUGAUAAAAGUCGUCUGCGGAACAGACCCGUUAAACCCAGCGUGAGGAUUAGCUCUGAGAUUUACGAUCAGAAGUUUGAGACUCAGACUGUUCCUUCUGAUCACACUUACUGUAAUUCGAAACUCGAGCCACUGAGCAAGAAUAAGAAUCGAUCAAAGGUUUCAAACAGAGAUCAAACAAACAAACCCGUAAAGAUGUCGGCGUCGAGCGGAGUGGAGACUCCUCAGGGUGAAGUCGCUCCGUCAUUUUCCGGGGACAGAGGGAACGGAUCAACUCAGAGAAGCCAAACGCAGACCGUCCUAGCCAGCGCCGACACGUCCACUCCUGCAGACGGCUGCGCCGACACGCUGAGUAAGAUCCGGCAGGAGGUGGGGCCCCCCCUGCCCCCGCUGCUGGCUCCUCUGAUAGCCACGCCUCCGAGGACUUCGCAGCCAGCCUCUCCGCUGACGUCAAGUUCCAGCCCCUCCUCGCCCGCCUCUCCCGGCGGCCCGAUCUCGCCACCGUGUGAGAUCCCGGUGUCGCCUGUGCUGUCGCCUGUGCUGUCGCCUAUGGUGUCCCCCUUGCUGGAGGAGCCGGGGCACUCGUCGCCUCCACACGCGUCCCCGUCCCCGUCCACCGCCCCGGCCAGUGACAGGGUCUUGUCAUCUCCUUUGCAGUUUUGUGCUGCGACCCCAAAGCACGCCGUCCCCGUGCCCGGCCGCCUGCCCCCGUUCGCCUCUGCCCAUGCGGCGGUGGCAGCGCCCCAGGAGAAUUCCGUGAAGAUCCUGGACACCAUGUACCCAGAGCUGUCCGCCAGGGCCCGCACCCUCAGCAUCCUCAAGGGGAACAUCCAGCUCGCGCGAGGCCCGCCGGCCGACUCCAAGAACCUACCGGGGCCCGCCAGCGCCAUCAGGGGCUUCAAAGCCAUCACUUCAAGCUCCACCGCCUUUGUGAAAGCAGGGGCCAGCUCCGGUGGUGACUGCAAGCAGGAUAAGCCGAGAGACCUGGGGCCUCCGCAGGAUUCAGGUGGGAAGAGGGCACUGUCAGCGGCUACACCGAGGAGCGCCAAGAGGUUGCGCCUGGACAGCGGGUCCCCGGAGCCAGAGCCCCCGUCAGAGGGCGUCAGCCGGAGCCCCCAAAGGAACCCCUCCCCGGCUGCAGCCGUGAGGACAGAGGAGGAGGGGCGUCGUCUUCUGGCCGUCGGUACGGUCUCACAGUCACCCCUGAGCCCCAGGGAAACCGUGGAGUCCUACGACAGAGCCGUGGCGGAGGCCCUGAAGAAGAUCGCAGAGUCGUCCUUUGACCUGUUACCCGUCAUCCGCAGUCACGUGUACGUGGGAAACAUCUCCAAAAAGCCUGUGAUGCGAGAUCAAGAGAAAGAAGUCGUUCGUGAAUUUAGCACAACAAAAAAGCCUUUAGCAGAGUGCUUGCUUCACUCUAUUCUCUCGGAACUGAAAAUUCAGAAGAUGUCUGUGGAGCACAAUUACAUCCACGCCCUCUGCAGAGUGUAUGUGGGUAUUUGUCGGCAGCUGGGAGACUUGGAAAGAGCUCGCUUGUUUUGCUACAGCCUACUUAAGGAAGAUUUUCCAGAGUCUGAAAAAUUGACUUUGUUCAUUGCAAACAUGUGGCAUGAUAUAUUUAUCUCUCAAUCGGUGAUUAAUAAGGCAAUGCAGUUAGUAGCCAGGCAACGCGCUAAAGGAGAAGUUUUGAACUGUUUGCGAGCUUUCCUCAAUUGGGAGAAGAAUGCUCCUGCAGAUGUUGGCUUCAUGGUUUCUAAGCUGCUUUUGACCAUACAGUUAUGUCCAAAAACAGAAUUUCAGUCCAGUGAAAGAUUUGGUGAAGACCUAAGUGAUAACACUUGGGAGUACAUAUGUGCCAUCGAUCUGCUCUGCUGCCAUCAGAAGUGGAUUUGGACACAUGACAACAUUAUAAGUAAGGAGCUGUGGCCUGUAAUGGAUAAGUGGAUAAAAUACAGAAAAGGACAUGCAAACAUUGCAUACACUCCUGAUAUUAUCAUAGCGUCAAUACUGAGGCUCAUUGAGAUGAGGCUGAUGGGACUGGGUCACAACUAAGCCUGUGGGCUGUUUGUACUAUUGAGAGAGAAGAUGGACACAGAACAGUGAGCAUGCAGGAUAGUGCUGUCAUAAGAGCACAGGAAGAGGACUUGGGUACGACGGCAUCCAAGGUAUGUCCCAGAAUCCUCCUCCUGUGUAACAGCAGGGGCAAAAGGACAUGAGGCCUGGCCGUGAGGGAGGCGCAGAGGCUUCCGCUUGGAAGCCAGCUGGUUUCCACAGGACCGUUGGAAUCAAGGAGGGUCCGGAUGGGUGGGGACUAGGUGAGGAGUCUUGUCCUGUUUAGUCCCCUAGUGAGAACCCCAAAGAGGUUUUGUCACUCCAGGUUUUCUGUGUCAAUUAUUGUACUAGAAAUUAAAACUAGGAGUUUUAAAAAAUGUUUACUAUUCACUUAAAAUUAAUAGUAAUAAACUAAUGUUAAUAUAAAUGAUAUUUUAAAUGAAAAAUAACUAUUUCCCAAACAAACAAAAAUAAGAGUGAGCAGAAUGGAACAUUAUCUUGCUGCAAACCUCUUCACUGUCUAGAUUCAUAGAAGAGCUGGUUUCUCGUAGCUGCUCUGCAUUCAGUCUCUGGCUGUAUGUUGUUUUGGUUGAAGUAUUUGGAGAAAGUCCAGUCUCAUACAGAUGUGUAGUUGAUUAAAGGAGUCUUUUAAUAGCCCGUUCAAGUAAUUGUGGAUAUUCUUCUUUGACACUGCAGUGGAACUCAACAGGUGAUGAUUUCUUAAAGGCUAGUUGCAGUGUGAAAUCUGAAACCUCAUCAGUGAACUUUGCUUCUCUGUUGCACCAGAGUCCCUUGGUCCACCUGACUUGUUGAAGGGAUCUUUUGCCCAUUCAUGAUUUUGUAACAUGUACUGCUCACUUUGAAAAUACUGAUUUGUACAGAUCUUCCAAAUGUCAACAAUAUCAAGAAAACAGACAUUAAUAUUGUCACUGAUCUCAUCAGAGAAAUCUGAAGUAUUUGAAGCUGUCAAACUUAGGGUAGGUGAUGGAAGUUUUUCCAAAAUUCUGAUUUGCUUAAGAGCUCAAAUUUUAGCAUUGGCAACAAUGAUAAAUUUCCUUGCAGUGACAGGUUCACUUUACUCAUCUUUGAGAAAAUGUCUGUCUCGGUCUAAGUAGCCAUAGUUUGUCAGUGGUUCUUUCAGUGAAAAGUGGGUGGGUGGAGAAAGCACCCAGUUCCCCUCCCAUCUGAAGCAUCUGCACAGGUGCUUUUCCUGGAGAGAGUCGGGGUGCCGAGAUGCCAGGAGUGUGCUUCACAUGCCCUUCCUGUCCCAUCCGCGGAAGCUCGCAGAGCCAUGUGCUCAGGGGUCUAGAUUUCAUAAGAAUCAUUGUUACCGUUUCAUGAAGGACACUCUGAGUGAGUUAGCUUUUCCACCUGUGAGCUCCUGGCCAUGGAGAGUGACCCCCAUAUCACUGCCCUGACUGGUGCUGAGGGUCCACUAGUGUGAUCGCCACUGCCUUUGCACUGUCAGGCCACAUCUCAGCGCUGGAAGGAAAGCACAUCACUUCUUAGUGUCUUUGGGAAAGCAAAGUUUUGACCUUGAGGGCCCCGGGGGUUUAGUAGAGCACACUUGGGAGCUGCUGAUCUACGUGAGAACGGAGGUUGUGUUAGACAACUACAUUGUAACAGCAAACCAUGUCUUAUGUUUGGUUCGUUAACCCAUAGAAGUUAGUCAUCUCACACGGAGCCUGCUAAAACCAUUCGUUCUGCUGAACUCCACUUAUUAUGUGAUAACUGGGAAAGCAACACAUUGUGUAUCUGUGUAUCAUCUGUACGUGUGAGUAACAGAAGAGAUGAUGAAUCAUUCAGUAAAACAGCCCCCCACCCCGGGACCAAUGGUGCUGUAUUGAGUCCUGAUGCUUUACUGUUUAAUUUGUUUUCAUUUACGAAUAGGUACCCAUCUAACUUCAGUUCAGGAUCCUGAAGCUUAAUGUACAUGUUAAACGAAAGAAAACGUAAGUUUUAAAUUCUUAUGAAAAGUUAACA